UCAUGGACUGUAGUUCAAGUUUUCCUCCGCACAGACGGAAAGUCACUUCUUCGGAGGCCGUAAAGACUCCAAACCCCAGCGAGGACCGCUUCCCUCUCGCUUUUCCCUCCUCCUCCGUCAAACUGGGGGGGAGUAGUCACAGCUGGAAGGAUAAGAAGAUGCGCAUGAAUUUACAAACUGGAAUAAAAAGAUAAGGGGAAUUAAACGGAGCUGCACGUUUGUCUGAGUACACAGGCUCAGCUGGUGUUUGUCAGAUGUUGCGAACSACGCUGCGCCGUUUUUUUUUCCCGCGUGUGACUUCCCAGGCAAAAGUUUAACAAGAAGAAAAAAGAACCGCAGAAGAGCAAACUUCAGGCUUCCUUCAUUUGAUGGAGCUGAAAAGUUUCAUCUUCACUUGCCCGACGAUGGGAAGAGAAGCGCCUUUCGCUGGGAGUGGAGGUUUCCUGUGGUCAGAGUGGAUUACUGACUUCUGUAAAGGGAAAGAGCAAAACUCCAGGAUAUGAAGUUUGCUGCGGUGACCCUCCUGCAGAAAUCUGUGGACUUUUCCUCCAUCACAUGUCCAUCCAGUUAAUAAUGCACGUGUUGUGUGAGCUCAGGUGGGUGGGUAGGAUAAAUAGCAUAAACACAAAUAAACAGUGCUGACUCACCACAACUGAUGAGGAGCAAAUAUUUUUCGCACAAGCCUAUCCGCGGGGACCGAGGGGUGCUUUUCUCUGCCGGCCGUCACUGAAUCUGCCACUAUUCAGCCUCUCACGUCGCAACCGGAAGGAACCUCAAUGUCUGCCUCCUCUCCUCCGUCCUUACCCCGAGCCUUCCUCCACUCUCUCCAUCCGCACCUCCCGCCCUCRCCUACCCUGCCCGGACAGAUCUACCAGCGGCUGUCCAACGGCAGCCCCAGCGCCCCCAGCCCCACCAACUCCCGSAGCUCCUUCCAUGGCGUCUCCUUCUUGCUGCAGAUCGGACUGACCAGAGAGACGGUGAACCUGGAGGCCACCGACCUCACUCUGUCCGCCGUCAAGGACCUGGUGUGCUCCAUAGUUGAUCARAAGUUCCCAGAGUGUGGCUUCUUUGGCAUGUAUGACAAGAUCUUGCUGUUCCGCCACGACUUAAACGAUGAGAACAUCCUGCAGAGGCUGACCUCAGUCGAAGACAUCCACGAAGGGGACCUCAUCGAGGUGGUGCUCUCUGCUCAAGCCACAGUUGAAGACUUCCAGAUCCGACCUCAUGCCCUCUACGUCCACUCCUACAAGGCCCCCACCUUCUGUGACUACUGUGGGGAGAUGCUGUGGGGUCUCGUCCGGCAGGGGCUCAAAUGUGAAGGAUGUGGGCUGAACUACCACAAACGUUGUGCCUUCAAGAUACCWAAUAACUGUACUGGUGUGAGGAAGAGGCGAUUGUCCAAUGUUUCCUUGCCAGGACCGUCUCUCUCUGUUCCAAGACCGCCACCUGCUGAAAAUGCAGUGGUUGUCCCUGAUGAGCAACAGCGCUCCCAUCAGGAGGCGGGGAAGCGCAUCCUGUCCUGGAGCGGCAGGCCCAUCUGGAUGGAUAAGAUGGAGAAAACUCGGGUCAAGGUGCCGCACACCUUUGCCAUCCACACCUACACCCGGCCGACCAUCUGCCAGUACUGCAAACGUCUGCUCAAGGGUCUCUUUCGCCAGGGCAUGCAGUGUAAAGAUUGCAGAUUUAACUGCCAUAAACGAUGUGCUUCGAAGGUACCAAGAGACUGUUUGGGGGAGGUGGAUUUCAAUGGAGAGCCAGCCAGCCCCGGGCCAGACUCUGACACCACCAUGGAUACUAUGGAGGUGGACAGCAGUGAWAUGGAUGGUGGCAGAGGACUGGAUGAUCCAGAUGAACCGUCCACUCCAGACGGGAUGUUUGGCAUGRAUUCUCCAUUUGUCGAUAGAGAGAAGGAUGAAGAGCCCAUCAAGACUAUAAGUCCUUCCACAAGCAGCAACAUCCCUCUAAUGCGGGUGGUCCAGUCCAUCAAACAUACCAAGAGACGGAGCUCCACUGUGGUGAAGGAAGGCUGGAUGGUUCAUUAUACGAGCAGGGACAACCUGCGGAAGAGACAUUACUGGAGACUGGACAGCAAGAGUCUGAGUCUUUUCCAGAACGACACCGGAGCCAAGUUCUAUAAAGAAAUCCCUCUGUCAGAGAUCCUUCAGGUCGAACCCUUCAGGGACUUCAGUAAUCUGGCUCAGGGCAGCAACCCUCACUGCUUUGAGAUCAUCACAGCCACCAUGGUCUACUAUGUAGGCGAGAACAACGGCAGUCACUACCACAGCCCGGUCCUGGCUGCUUCGGGGGUCGGCGUGGAGGUGGCCCAAGGCUGGGAGAAGGCCAUCAGACAGGCCCUGAUGCCUGUCACCCCUCAGCCCAGUGUAGCCAGUGCUGUGGGUCAGGGCAAAGAUCACAAAGAGCUGUCCAUCAGCAUAUCUGUGUCCAACUGCCAGAUCCAGGAGAAUGUGGAUAUUGCCUCUGUGUAUCAAAUAUUCUCUGAUGAAGUGCUGGGAUCAGGUCAGUUUGGCAUCGUGUACGGAGGGAAGCACAGAAAAAGCGGCAGAGAUGUGGCCAUAAAGGUUAUAGACAAAAUGAGAUUUCCUACUAAGCAGGAGAGCCAGCUACGGAACGAGGUGGCCAUAUUACAGAAUCUGCAUCAUCCGGGUAUCGUUAACCUGGAGUGCAUGUUCGAGACACCGGAGCGGGUGUUUGUCGUCAUGGAGAAGCUGCACGGUGACAUGCUGGAGAUGAUCCUGUCCAGUGAGAAGAGUAAACUACCAGAACGGAUCACCAAGUUCCUGGUCACUCAGAUCCUGGUGGCCUUGAGGCAUCUGCACUUCAAAAAUAUUGUUCACUGUGACUUGAAGCCUGAAAAUGUACUACUGGCCUCUGCAGAGCCUUUUCCACAGGUAAAGCUAUGUGACUUCGGCUUUGCUCGUAUCAUCGGCGAGAAGUCGUUCCGGCGGUCAGUGGUGGGCACCCCGGCCUACUUGGCCCCCGAGGUGCUGCGCAGCAAAGGCUACAACCGCUCCUUAGACAUGUGGUCCGUGGGGGUCAUCGUAUACGUCAGCUUGAGCGGGACCUUCCCUUUCAACGAGGACGAGGACAUCAACGAUCAGAUCCAGAACGCGGCCUUCAUGUACCCCCCGACGCCCUGGAAGGACAUUUCGGCAGAAGCCACAGAUCUGAUCAACAAUCUUCUCCAAGUGAAAAUGAGGAAGAGGUAUAGCGUGGACAAAUGUCUCAGCCAUCCCUGGCUACAGGAUUACCAGACUUGGUUGGACCUGAGGGAAUUCGAGACACGUUGUGGCGAGCGCUACAUCACCCAYGAGAGCGAUGACGCACGCUGGGAGGAGUACGCAGACGAGAACAAUCUUGUUUACCCCAAACAUUUUAUCAUGGCUCCCAACCUGGACGACAUGGAGGAGGACCCCUAGUGGCUAAUAGCGUGUACUGCACCAUUUGUAUGAAGGACAGGGAUUGUCACAGGGACUUUUGGCGAGAAGUUUUGGGAGCGGCAGACCUUCCCUCCAGAACUGUUUGUUGUGGAAACAGAUCAAAGCCGAUCGAAGGGAGAAUUCCUCUCCAGAUGCUUUGAAAGUGGGGAAAAACCCGACAGACUUCGCAGCGUGAUGCGCCGCCACCGCCGAGCAGGCGGAGCGGCGGGUGUCACAGAAACGCAUUAAGUGACUGUCAGGAGAGAGGAGAGUCCUUUCUUCCUUUUUUAUAAAGUCUGCAAACAUUCCAUGGACUUUUUCAGUUUUGGUUCAGGACGAUCUCAAGCCUAAAGCCAAGCCUGAAAAGUAAAUAUGCUAAUGUAGACGUAAUUCUGGACAGUGUUGCACAAUGGUCUUGAGGUAAAAGAGGAAAUCAGCAACAAAAUCAGAGUCACACCAGGAGUAAAGGGCUCUUUUCACAAGGGAUUUACAGUCUGAGAACUAAGUUCUCACUCCUGAACUAUUUGUGAAUCUGUCCUUUGGCAUGAACUGGAACUACAACAUUCUUUUUUUUAAUUCAAGAUUGUGAACUUAUUGUGAAGACUGUAUUACUUAACAUGUUAAAUAAAGCCAAUAAAGCUCUUCAACAGGAGGCUAAAACAAGCAGCGGGCUCCUGAUGGCA
This is a messenger RNA of Austrofundulus limnaeus, 4120 nucleotides long. It is a transcript of the gene prkd3, whose product is annotated as protein kinase D3. Gene Ontology annotation, biological process: protein phosphorylation; intracellular signal transduction; phospholipase C-activating G protein-coupled receptor signaling pathway. Gene Ontology annotation, cellular component: cytosol. Gene Ontology annotation, molecular function: ATP binding; protein serine/threonine kinase activity. The transcript is spliced from 19 exons. The record is from RefSeq and is a predicted model, not a curated record. Lineage: Eukaryota; Metazoa; Chordata; Actinopteri; Cyprinodontiformes; Rivulidae. The coding region runs from base 777 to 3437 and encodes 886 amino acids.